Racocetra persica is the source of this 173-nucleotide messenger RNA. The record is from the annotation of a GenBank genome assembly. Lineage: Eukaryota; Fungi; Glomeromycota; Glomeromycetes; Diversisporales; Gigasporaceae.
AUGCCAAUUCUGUCUAUAUCUUCUUAUGAGAAAGAGUAUGAACCAAUAUAUGAGAAAGAGCAUAAACCAAUAUAUGAGAAAGUGUAUGAACUAGAGUUACAAUUAGAUAAAUCUGAAGUUAGUGAAUUAUUGCAAGUACAAAAGUCAAAUAGCAGUAAUUCUACACAUACCAG